AUGACUGAAUAUACAAUUGGAAUUGUCACACAAGCUCAACUUGAACAAACCAUGGUAACAGUAGCCACCAAACCACCUCACUCAGGUAUGAUGACAGUUAAUCCCGAUGGACGCCUAGGAAAUGUAAUUGGGGAGUAUGCUAUACUCUAUGCACUUGCUCGACUUAAUGGCCACCAAGCCUAUAUCUUACCAGUUAUGCAUGAGCAGUUAUCCAAAAUCUUUAAAAUCCGGCUCCCUGUGGUUCACAAAGACGUUGCUAAUCGUAUUAAUUGGACAGAUUACAAAAUUCACUAUUGGAUGUUACCAGAAUAUAAGAACAUCCAAGGAGAGUAUGUGAAAUUAACUGGCCAUCCUUGUUCCUGGACCUACUAUCAAUUUUUAAAGGAUGAGAUUCUCAAAGAAUUCAGUUUUCAUGAAUGGAUUAAGGAGGAGAGCUAUGCUUAUCUCACUAAAGUACGAGGGAAUAAGAAAAAUGUUACCUUUGUUGGGGUGCACGUUCGCAGAGGAGACUAUGUAUAUAUUAUGCCAGCCUGGAAAGGAGUUGUCGCUGAUAAGGACUAUUUACAGAAAGCCAUGGACUAUUUCAGAAGCAAGUAUCAAAACCCAAUUUUUGUGGUAACCAGCAACGGUAUGGAUUGGUGCAAGGAGAAUAUAGACAAUUCCUUAGGGGAUGUCCACUUUGCUGGAGAUGGCAUAGAAGGUUCUCCUGCCCGUGACUUUGCCCUCCUGGCACACUGUAACCACACUAUUAUGACUAUAGGAACAUUUGGGUAUUGGAUUGGGUAUCUGGCAGGAGGUGAGACUGUCUACCUGGCAAAUUACAGCUUAUCUCACGUCAAUGUAAACAAACGUAUGAAAAAUGAUCCUUUUGUUCUACCUGGAUGGAUUGGGAUUCCAGCGAAUAUCUCUCAUCUUUUGUAG
This is a messenger RNA of Pelobates cultripes (western spadefoot toad), 921 nucleotides long. NCBI's taxonomy places the organism in Eukaryota, Metazoa, Chordata, Amphibia, Anura, Pelobatidae. The record is from the annotation of a GenBank genome assembly.